Molecule: messenger RNA, 1656 nt
Organism: Drosophila ficusphila
Lineage: Eukaryota; Metazoa; Arthropoda; Insecta; Diptera; Drosophilidae
Gene: sut3
Product: solute carrier family 2, facilitated glucose transporter member 3
Exons: 5
Coding region: 141-1574 (477 amino acids)
Biological process (GO): monosaccharide transmembrane transport
Cellular component (GO): membrane
Molecular function (GO): hexose transmembrane transporter activity
Source: RefSeq, a predicted model, not a curated record
UAGCUAAACUUCAGUUCACCCACUAGUCCACCUACGGAAAUGCAUGAAAUGCCCUAAAAGUAUGCUUUACAAGCACUUAAACUGUCAACAAAUCGACAUCAAAUAGCCUGAAAUCGAAGUACACUACUGAACACUUUCUCAUGGCCGAGGGGAACCAGGGUUGGACGGCCUUUCUGAUGCUGAUCUGCGUGUCCAUCACCGUGGGCACCGUCAUCCCCAUUGGCUAUGCGUUCGGCGUGGUGAAUGCUCCGUCGGCGUUCAUCAGAUCGUGGAUAAUGGAAUCGGCAAGUACCCGCUACUCGUCGCAGCUGGGCGACUCCCAGGUGACGAUAAUGAUGUCGAGCGUGGUCUCCGUGUUCCUGGUUGGCGGAAUGCUGGGCGCCCCCUUUGCCCCCAUCUUCAGUGCCCGUCUCGGCCGUCGGGGAGUCUUGACGCUCAGCGGAUUGCUGCUGCUGGUGUCCUGCAUCUGUCAGAGCUCCUGCCGGUUGGCCAACUCCAUCGAGAUGCUGCUGCUGGGUCGACUGAUCGCGGGUCUGGCCGCCGCCCUGAUCCUCGCCACCCAGCCCAUGUACUUGGUGGAGUUGGCCCCGGCGGAAUUGAGCGGCAGUGUGGGCGUUUUCACCGCCAUCGGGAUCACCGGUGGCGUUGUGUUGGGUCAGGUCUUCACCUUCGAUUUUCUACUGGGCACGGAGGAGCUGUGGCCCUACGCCCUGGCCGCUUCCGGAAUAUUUGUGGUAAUCGGUCUGGCGCCCGUUUUCUGGUUCCCCGAGAGUCCCCGGUUUUUGAUGUCCCAGGGCAGGAAGGAGAAGGCCCGGGUGGCCCUGAUGCGUCUGCGCAAGGAUGAGGGUCGGGUGGAUGCGGAAUUGGCAGAGUUCGAGGCUGCCACCCGGGAGGCGGGUCAAAAGAUAACAGUGAAGGAAGUUUUCUGCAACAGCAAGCUCAAGAUGCCCCUGAUCAUCGUGAGCUCCUUUAAUUUCGUCCUGCAGAUGAGCGGCAUAAGUGCGAUAUUUUUCUACUCUGUGGACAUCUUCACCGAAUCCGGAUUCAGUGCUAAGGAAGCCAUGUGGCUCAACUUCGCCUUGGGACUGCAGAACUUUUUCAACUCACUUUUAGCGCCAGUGCUGAUGAGAAGGUUCAGCAGAAGACUCAUGAUGAUGCUUUCCUGCCUGCUCUGUGCUCUAUUCUUGACCACCCUCGUCGUUUCCUUAAAACUUAUGGUAUCAAUCAAUGUGUUUUCCUAUGUCGGCAUUGCUUCCCUGUUGCUGUACAUCGUAGGCUUUAACUUGGGUCUGGGUUGCAUCCCCUACUUCAUUGGUACAGAGAUAUUCGAGUCAAGGCCACGUCCUUCUGCGAUGGCUUUUGGGAGUUUCUUCAACUGGCUUGCUAACUUCCUUCUUGGCAUGGUCUUCCCUAUCCUGAACUCCACAGUUGGACCUUUCGUUUUCCUUAUAUGCACUAGUUUCUGCAUUUACGGGUUUCUGCUCACCUGUCGCUAUUUGCCGGAAACGAGAAACCGUGAUCCCAAGGAGGUGGCGCCGCUAAUGGAGAACGGAUUCAAGUCCAAGAUAAAGUAGAGGCCAACUGGCUGGGAAAACUUUCAAUACAGAUCGUGGGCACUGUUUUAUUAUAAAGAAAAAAUAAUAAUAAUACAUUAUG